Messenger RNA from Conger conger (European conger), 3610 nucleotides. It is a transcript of the gene rab6ba, whose product is annotated as RAB6B, member RAS oncogene family a. Gene Ontology annotation, molecular function: GTPase activity; GTP binding. The coding region runs from base 154 to 801 and encodes 215 amino acids. The transcript has 8 exons. The record is from RefSeq and is a predicted model, not a curated record. NCBI's taxonomy places the organism in Eukaryota, Metazoa, Chordata, Actinopteri, Anguilliformes, Congridae.
GCAAGACGGUGCAUCGUUCCCGUCGCUUAGCGGGUUCAAGCGUAGCUUUACACAGCGAGCAUCCACAGCAAGAGUACCUGAACCGGGGGGACGCAGAUUAAUUAUCCGCUACAGUAAAAAAUAAAUAAAUAAAAAACGAAAAACAACCCAAACAUGUCUGUGGGUGGCGACUUUGGGAACCCUCUAAGAAAAUUCAAACUCGUCUUUCUAGGGGAGCAAAGCGUUGGGAAGACGUCUCUGAUCACAAGGUUCAUGUACGACAGCUUUGACAACACGUAUCAGGCUACAAUCGGAAUUGACUUCCUAUCAAAAACCAUGUACUUAGAAGACCGAACGCCCUGUUCCUCUGAACUCCAGGUGAGGCUGCAGCUCUGGGACACGGCGGGACAGGAGCGCUUCCGGAGCCUCAUCCCCAGCUACAUCCGCGACUCCACUGUGGCCGUGGUGGUGUACGACAUCACGAAUAUGAAUUCCUUUCAGCAGACUUCCAAAUGGAUCGAUGAUGUCAGAACAGAAAGAGGAAGUGACGUCAUCAUCAUGCUAGUGGGCAACAAAACAGACUUGGCAGAUAAGAGGCAAAUUACGAUCGAGGAGGGCGAGCAGAGAGCCAAAGAGCUGAACGUGAUGUUCAUCGAGACCAGCGCGAAGACGGGGUACAACGUCAAGCAGCUGUUUCGACGUGUGGCAGCUGCACUGCCUGGAAUGGAAAGCAUGCAGGAGACAAGCAAAGAAGGCAUGAUUGACAUCAAGCUGGACAAACCACAAGAGCCCCCCACCAGUGAAGGCGGAUGCUCCUGUUAAUACACAGUACCAGAUUGGGCAGCUUCAUUUACACCACAUGCUUGUUGUGUUGCUUCCUAUUGGUUAGCUUCCAGUUAAGUUCAGGUUUGAAUAUUUGGCCUUCCCAUCUGACUAUUGGUCAUUGGUUGGAACUAGUGUUACGUCAAUUUUCUGUUGUAAAAUAUUGUACUUUAUUAACUAAAUUGCCAAAAAAAAGAGGAAAAAAAAGAAAAAAUUCAAUAAGGAAAAAAGCAACAAAAAAAGGUAGAAUUCCAAACAUGUGUAUACUUUUUUGAGAAACUAGAAUGGUACAGUUUUUUUUGUUUUGUAUUUUUGUAUACUAAAGAAAAAGCACUGAUAAAGAAGCAGACGACCUCAGUUUUCAGCUGGUAGGAGAAUGUGACAGAUUGGAAAGAGGCAGUCCAAUGGCUACAAAGUAGAAUGAACAAAAUUGCAUGUUAGCGGUUGAUUCGAUUGCUGAUCCUGUCUGCUGGUGUCCAUAAGUUAAAUAUGUAAACGCUUACUAACACCUGUGAAUUCAUGCACCAUGUGGAAACGACUCUUGUCUGUAAAACUGGAUUUGGAUAUUUGAGUUAGGAACAUGUCGGUAGUGUUUGUGUAAAUGUUUGCUAUUCAUACAGGUGACAUUAGAAUGCAAAUGUCGGCCUAUCCGGGCCCUUAGAAAAGCCAUGUUCGUGCCCCAUUUCUUACAGUUUCGUUUUUGCUGAUGGUAUUUCACGACACUAAUAUACACCACAAUGUACUGUACAGUAUUUAUAUAGUGAUCGCCCUUCAUUAGAUUCAAUCUGUAUUCACCCACGUGAACAAUGGACAGCAGGUUCAGAUAAAAUCAAAGGGCUUGGCUUCCCUGCCUACAGACAUGAAUUGGCUCUAUGGUUUCCAACAUUUCAUGGUUUAUUUUUCAUCUGGAAAUGGAUGGUUAUCUGGAUAUUUUUUCCAUCUCAGAUAACUUUAUUUAAUUCCAGGGGUCCCUAUCUAUGUGUUCCGAAGGCCAAUUAAGACAUGAGAGAAGGCCACACUGCACGUUUAGGCCUUGCUCUUUGCAAAGUGCUCCAUGGGAAGGUUGGAGCCAGACCAAUGGGAGAAGGCCAUUUCAGUGUCAUUCAAAGGGAAGCUUACAAUGCAGCCCUAUAAGGAUGCUGUGAACUUUGCAAAGCUGUCUGAAGAAUUUGAGAAGUAACACAGUAGUUAACGUGACACUUUAGUUUCAUAGUACGUCAUUAUACAUUAGUCUGUAUGUAAUGUAUGUGGUAUUUAUUUAAGACUAUUCAAAAGUAAUACUGUAGUUUUUAAGAGCCAAGAAACUAAAAAAAGCACUGGUAGUAUCAUGGACCACUGAUUGGUAAAAUACUUUUACUUUGAUGUCUUUCAUGAGGGACCUUAAUGCACUUUUUAAAUAUAUAUGUGUUUUGACAGCUAAUGUAAAAUAUAUAUUCCGCUAGUCUAAUACUAAGUACUGAAGGGAAAAGACCAUAAUCUUUAUAGCGGUUGGAAUGUGUCGAAGAGCGGAAGCUGAAACGUGACUGGUGUUCUAGCAGUGUCGACCAUCGCCAGGAGAACUUUUAUUCUGAAUAAGAAUGGAAGUUCAACCCACCUUAAAUGAGCCAAAAUGGCUACCAGGAGCCACGUUGCUGGGCUUCUUGCUUGCCAUUUGCUUUGAUGCAAUGACACGGUGUGCUCUUGCUGCAUGCUCACAUCAAGGGAUGAUUACCUGUGAAGGUUUUGGUGUCAGGAGAGCAGAGAGCUGCCUUGUCUAGGCCGGGUUUCCUUCAAUUACAAAAAAAGACACAUUUCCCCCACAGUGAAUUUAAAACCUCUGAAUUUUUCAACUGUGGUGCAUCACUUUUUCAUACCUGUCUGUGCCCUCACUUAAACUGCAUAGAGAGAGUUGUGUCUGGCACGAGCCGACUUGCAAGACUCCUCCAUAAUCUGAUGUUGGCCAUAAAUGCCAGAAAUGCUUUUCAUUAUUACUAUAGAUUCAUAACGACCACUUUGUUUUUGGUAUUUACUUGCUGCCUAACAGGACUACUGAAUAGGAGGUGGAACCUUGUUUUUCAAAGGAAGGGGUAGAAUAGACAGGCUCUCCCUGUAUACCUAAACCGGGAUGGCCCCCCGCACUAUAAAUUAGGUCACACACCACAUUAAAGACGAGGGAAUCUUAGUAGGCUUCCAUGUUGAACGUCGUUGGUGUUGACCCUUCGGUCCGCUCUCUCUGGUCUCUCAUGGUAUUUAUUACACUGGUGCCUUCUCACACAAAGGCAUGCAAAGCUCUCCUCGCCGGGCUCGGCCCUGCUGUUGAACUGUGUAUAGAGGAGGGAGAUAUACGUGGGGCGGGGGUUAUUUAUUGAUUGACUGACAUGUGUACUUGAUAUCGUUUAUUGUUUUGUUUUUUUUUCUUCCGGAGUGUGUUGGACUCUUCCGAGCCGGUGUAGCGACAGGGCUUUAGGAUAGCAAACCCGCCCGUACCACGAAAGUACCCUUCAGUCGGCGCCCCCUUGUGGAAGCAUCGCACUCACUGCAGGUUUCGCAGGGCUGGUGUGGGUCGGGGGGAGGCAUAGUCAUUGGGCACCGACCAGCUCACGCAUAAUGCUCGGAUAAUGUCUCUGUGACGUGGGAAUUGCGCCGCGAUGCUGGUUGAGCGUCAUGGCAAGGCUUGGGAAAUGUGUGCCAGCUGGGCUCUGUUGCAGAGGGUGCACACGUCACAGCUCUGUGGAGCAGACCUGGUUGGCGAGCUGGUUCUCCAUUCACACUGUAUAGAGACUUAGCAUGUCCAUCUAAAAGAUCAAUAAAAUGUCUUAUUACCAAAUAA